This is a messenger RNA of Lactuca sativa (garden lettuce), 348 nucleotides long. Its product is annotated as secreted RxLR effector protein 161-like. The record is from RefSeq and is a predicted model, not a curated record. Lineage: Eukaryota; Viridiplantae; Streptophyta; Magnoliopsida; Asterales; Asteraceae.
AUGGUUAGCAGAUAUCAGGGAAAUUCUAGUUUAGCUCAAUGGACUACAGUGAAAAACAUUCUUAAGUAUUUACGAAAGACAAAAGAUAUGAUCUUGGUGUUUGGCGACAAUGUUGAAUUUAUGGUCAGUGGGUAUAGAGAUGUCAGUUUUCAAAUGGAUCGAGAUAAUAGUUAUUAUCAAUCAGGAUGGGUUUUCUUAUUGAAUAGUGGAGAAGUAACUUGGAAAAGUUCCAAGAAAGAGACGGUUGUUGAUUCUACUUGUGAAUCAGAGUACAUCGCAACAAGCGAGGUAGAAAAUGAGGCUAUAUGGUUAAAGAACUUUAUUGGAGAUCUUGGAGUUGUUCCAUAA